AUGGAUGUGGAGACGGACGAGAAGCUGGAGCAGAAGCAGGCGAGGAGAAUAGAUUGGCUGCCUAAUGUGAGAUUGUCGGCGUCUCAAGCAGUAGGAUGCUAUUUGGCCGCUUCUCUUCACGGGCCCCGUCGAAUGCUCUCAAUUUCUGGCGAGCCGCCGACUGGCCAGAAAGAGAAAGAGGGACUGCCGCUCUUCUCUGCGCAAGCUCCACUCGUAUAA
Messenger RNA from Caenorhabditis remanei, 219 nucleotides. RefSeq lists its product as uncharacterized. Lineage: Eukaryota; Metazoa; Nematoda; Chromadorea; Rhabditida; Rhabditidae. The transcript has a single exon. The record is from RefSeq and is a predicted model, not a curated record. Bases 1 to 219 code for a protein of 72 amino acids.